AAAAAUUACACUCAUUGGUGUACAGCUAUCUUUUCUUUGGCUUUAUUAAUAAGCAAUUAAUUGAGAUAGGUUCUGAAGAUAGGUAUCCAUCCAAUAUAAAUUGAAGUGAACUGCAUCAUAUAUGGUACCUCAGUUGAUGCUAAAAUGAUGGCAGCCAGACAGUCCAAUUCUGCAGCUCCAGCGUUGGAAACUACAGAUAGCAGUGAUGCCUUGUCAAGAACUGAAUAUCCACUCCAUGAAUGUGUCUAUAAGGGAAAAAUUAAGAAAAUACCCAAUCUUCUGAGGCAGCAUGACAUAGAUGGAAAAGAUAAACAUGGAAAUACUCCACUACACCUGGCUGUUAUGCUGGGCCACAAAGAAAUCGUGCACUUGCUGCUGGCGAGGAAUGCCACUGUGAAAAUCAGGAACGGACACGGCUGGAGCCCUCUGGCUGAGGCCAUCAGCUACGGAGACCGACAAACAGUGUCGUCUCUGCUGCGGAAGCUGAAGACCCAGUCACGGGAGCAGAUGGACCGCCGUCGGCCGGCGCUGGUGGCCGCCCUCCACCAGAUACCCGACUUCUACAUGGAAAUCAAAUGGGACUUCCAAACCUGGGUCCCGCUACUUCACCGCAUCCUGCCGUCGGACACGUGCAAAAUCUACAAGCGCGGCGCCUCGAUCCGACUGGACACCACGCUGGUGGACUUUGCCGACUUCAAGUGGGAGCGCGGCGACAUCAGCUUCCUGUUCAACGGCGACUCGCCGCCGUCGCAGUCGCUCUCGGUGCUGGACAACAAGCUGCGCGUCUACCAGACCGUCCGAUACGAGGAGACCGAGCUGGAGAUCGAGGAGGAGAUUGACAUCCUGAUGAGCAGCGACAUCGUGUCGGCGCAGAUGUCCACCAAGUCCAUCACGUUCAGCCGCGCUCAGCAGGGCUGGUUCUUCCGCUCCGACCGAAAGGAGCCGGUGGGUAAGUACGAGGCCGAGUUUUACGACGUACACGGCGUGGUGCUGGAGACGAGGAAGCGGCGCGAACACCUGUCAGCCGAGGACCUGCAGAAGAACAAGGCGCUCAUGGACACCAUUACUCGCGGCAGCGCGCACCAGCUGGACGCCGAGGAGGUCCGAGAGCUGCCCCACCGCAGCUCUCUGGACCCGCCCAGCACACCGCCCGUCUCCUGGGAGGAGUACCUGGCCGCCGACCCGGCCAACCCGCCGCGCGUCGGACGAGCCAUCAUCUCCAAAGUCAGCUGCAAACGCUUCAAAAACGCCACACUGGCCAUGAGCCAGGAGUUCCCUCUGACGGUCAGCAUGCUGCUCGAUGUGCUGGACGUCAUAGCGCCCUUCAAACACUUCAGCAAGCUGAAGCAGUUCGUUGAGUGCAAGCUGCCGCCCGGCUUCCCCGUCAAGCUCGACAUCCCGCUGAUUCCAGCCAUCACGGCACAAAUCACCUUCCAGGACUUCUACUUUGACGACAGCCACCCGAGCCACCUGUUCGCGGUGCCGGCUGACUACACGGAGGACCCGGCUCGGUUCCCCGACUUGUGACACCCAGAAGACGCGUGUAUGUGCGGCGCGGCGUGGGCGGCGCGGCCGGCCGACGAGCCGCCGCUGCAGCUGCAGCUGCACGUGCCCGUCCACUGGGGCCCCGGCAGCCUAUACUCGUCCGAGCUGUGCCUCCAGCUGGGCUGACGGACGGCCGACGGCGCGGCAGCAGAGCUAGAAGACAGGGCGCCCCGCUCAGUGACUGGCCACUGUACAGGCGAGUGCGCUGGGCGGGCGGGUCCGGCCCGGCGCGGCCGGCGGGUGACAUGUGAUUUAGGUCGUGACAGUGACUGCCGAGCGGUCCCUCCCCUGUGGCACGGCCGGGAGUCACGGGAGGGAUGCUCGCCCCGGGUGGUGUGGGCACCCCUUCCAUCCUGGUGGGGUGCGCGCGCUUCGGAACCGUCAAUGCCGAGAUUUAGGUACCAGACUGUGUAUUAGCGUGUUGGACACAUAGGUAGGCAUUCUAGAGGCAAUAUUCCGAGGUGACUUCGGGCAAUAGCUGGCCUUGUGGCGGCUGGGAGGCCCGGCGUCCCUCUGCGGCCGGUAGCGCCGCCGUUAUGGACUCGCCCGGCCGAUGCAGCCCUGUCAGCCCAGAGGUAACGUGCAUUGCUCAAUCACCCAUCAGACGUGCCCGCCGUGGCGCGUGCUGCGCCGCCGGGUGAGACCGGCCACUGGUGAUUCGCACCUCGAACUAAAUCGCCCGCGUAUAUUUUCGGCCAUUGUGAUGACCAAAUGGGCUGAUUUGUUAGGAGAAUUGUGUGAGUACGUGUGUGAGUGUAUGUAGACGCGAUCCAUCGACACCGGCCGUCGGUGGUAGCUCCACGGCGGGGGUGGGAGGCCCGCGCCGGCGGCGGGCCGGUGGUAUAGUGUCCGGCCGCCCCACGGUCCGGCCGACCUCGUACCGAGUCGUGGCCGCUCUCUGUGAUUAGUCCGAGUUCGUCGGGCCGCCGGCGGGCCCAGAAAUGACGGCCCACAGCGCGUGAUCAAGGCGCGGCCGAAAUGCUAGCCAAUUUAGUGUUGUUCUCGCUAGAUAGGGAGUGUAUUUAUUUUGUUUCUAGUGUGCAGCAUUUACCAUAGAGGAAUACCUUUACGCAAUAGGUAUUUGUUAGGAGAAAACUGCAAGAUUAUCAAGGUUUGUGAUGAUUCGCCGAUGCCAUACGUUAUGUUGUCCUCCAUCAAGAAGUGUCGUCGAAUAAAGACAAAGUGGUCCCCUC
Amphibalanus amphitrite is the source of this 2738-nucleotide messenger RNA. Its product is annotated as ankyrin repeat domain-containing protein 13C-like. The coding region runs from base 145 to 1527 and encodes 460 amino acids. NCBI's taxonomy places the organism in Eukaryota, Metazoa, Arthropoda, Thecostraca, Balanomorpha, Balanidae. Gene Ontology annotation, molecular function: protein binding. The transcript is spliced from 12 exons. The record is from RefSeq and is a predicted model, not a curated record. Gene Ontology annotation, cellular component: cytoplasm.